AUGACUUUCUACAAAGGUCCAGUGGUGAAACAAUAUUCUCCAUCUUUUCUUCAUCUUGCCACGUCACCACACCUCUUCAUCUUUAUUUCUACACAUGAGAAUUGGGUUCUUGGUUGCUUCUUGUUUGCAUCUGCUUCCUUUGCUCUUGUCAUAUGGAACAUUAUUCAGGGACCCUCUUAUGCCCUAUUUUUCAAGCCUGUGGGAGUUCCAUUUGCCAGCACUUGUGGUUGUGUGCUCUUUGCUGCGACUUUCCACUAUGGAAGCAUGUUGAGUGCAUGUAUAUGUGGACUUGGUUAUUACACCACGCUAUGGGGACAACUCAAAGAAGACGAGACAAUGAAAAACAAGAAAGGCAACGUGAUUACUUCUGAUGAAAGAGUUCCUCUUCUGCAAGAACAACAAGAAGAAGAUUCACAGGUCUAG
This is a messenger RNA of Solanum tuberosum (potato), 423 nucleotides long. RefSeq names its product WAT1-related protein At1g60050-like. The record is from RefSeq and is a predicted model, not a curated record. NCBI's taxonomy places the organism in Eukaryota, Viridiplantae, Streptophyta, Magnoliopsida, Solanales, Solanaceae. The coding region runs from base 1 to 423 and encodes 140 amino acids. Gene Ontology annotation, molecular function: transmembrane transporter activity. Gene Ontology annotation, cellular component: membrane. The transcript has 3 exons.